Molecule: messenger RNA, 1341 nt
Organism: Parascedosporium putredinis
Lineage: Eukaryota; Fungi; Ascomycota; Sordariomycetes; Microascales; Microascaceae
Source: the annotation of a GenBank genome assembly
AUGUUGUCCACCACGCUAAAAUAUGCCGUUCAAGCACCCACCAUCAACCCACUCAAUCACAAGGCGCGGUCCAUACCUGUCCUAAAUCCCUUUGACCGUUAUGGUCGAGUCUUCUUCUUCUCAUGGUUGGGAUUCAUGGUAGCGUUCCUCUCGUGGUACGCGUUCCCGCCAUUGUUAACAAUCAGCAUCCGCAAUGACUUGAAAAUGACACAAGCCGAUGUUGCCAACUCUAAUAUCGUGGCCCUUCUCGCAACAUUCCUCGUGCGCUUCAUCGCCGGCCCUCUCUGCGACCGCUUUGGGCCACGCUAUGUCUUUGCCGGCCUCCUACUCGUCGGCUCGAUACCCACCGCACUUGCCACCACCGUCACCACGCCUGCCGGGCUCAUUGCCAUCCGAUUUUUGUGGGCAUCCUCGAAUGUAGUCGGGACCGCCAACGCCCUGGCAGGUGGCUGGGGUAACGCCGGCGGCGGCAUCACCUAUUUUGUCAUGCCCGCUCUAUUCGACGCCCUCGUGCACUCCCAGGGUCUCACCCCUCGCGUGGCCUGGCGUGUGGCGUUCGUCCUACCUUUCGUCAUCGUCGUCACAACAGCCGCCGGCAUGCUCCUGUUUUGCGACGAUACCCCAACGGGCAAGUGGUCGGAGCGGCAUCUCGCCUUGGAGGCGGAGCAGCCCAUGACGCCUCCAUCUGAGACUGCUACGCUGCACCUCAGCCACGACUCGGAGAAUGAAAAGAAAGAUGUGGAAAAAACCCUCCACGUCAUCUUUUCCUUGCAGUCCCUUGCUCUCGCUGCGCCCUACGCAUGCUCGUUUGGCGGUGAGCUGGCCAUCAACUCCAUCAUCGGGUCGUAUUACUUCAAAAACUUUCCCGACCUCGGCCAAACCCUUUCCGGGCGAUGGGCCGCCAUGUUUGGUCUUUUGAACGUGCUCUUCCGGCCCGCGGGUGGAAUCGUGGGCGAUAUAAUCUACCACUAUACCGACUCGGUAUGGUGCAAGAAGCUGUGGUUGAGCUUCCUCGGCAUCGUCAUGGGUGUCUUUGAGCUUGCCAUUGGUCUAUCGGAUCCCCACGACAAGGCCACCAUGUUUGGCUUGAUUGCGGGUCUAGCUUUCUUUAUGGAUGCCUCCAACGGUGCGAGCUUUGCCGUCGUACCUCAUGUCCAUCCGUAUGCAAAUGGCGUCCUGUCGGGAAUGGUGGGCGCCACCGGAAACCUCGGCGGAGUGAUCUUUGCCGUCAUUUUCCGACAUUACGGCAAGGAGUACCACACAGCCUUAUGGAUCAUUGGCGCCGUGAGCGUGGCUAUCAACGUGGCCGUCGCGGGGGAUAUCAUGGAUGAAGAGUUUUGA